Punica granatum (pomegranate) is the source of this 1093-nucleotide messenger RNA. Lineage: Eukaryota; Viridiplantae; Streptophyta; Magnoliopsida; Myrtales; Lythraceae. The record is from RefSeq and is a predicted model, not a curated record.
CCUCUCUCCUCUCUCUCUCAUCACCACCUGAAACUCGAGAGCGAAAAACCAUUUCUUCUUCCGCUCAGAAGCUUUGGCUUCUUCCUCAUCAAUGGCGGACCAAUAUCCGUGCAUCUACGACUUCUUCAACCAGCAGCAUCAUCAUCCCUCCUCCCCCACAACACCUGCAGUCGCUGCCAUGCCAGCAGCCUUGAAGAGGCAGAAGCAGGCCCAGCCCCCGCCACCGCCUCCUCCUCAGUCCCACCACCACCACCCUCCCGGCCCCACCCGCCUCUUCCCAUGCCAGUACUGCUCCCGCAAGUUCUACACGUCCCAGGCCCUCGGUGGCCACCAGAACGCCCACAAGCGCGAGCGCGCCGCCUCCCGCGGCCAGCCCUUCGACUCCUCCACCUCCGCUGCCGUCCGCUUCAUCUCGCCCCUCGAGCCCCCGCAGCCACCGCCCCCCUUCGCCCAGUACGGGUGGCUCGAGCCUGUGCAAAUCAUCCACAGCGGCCCCCCGGCUCCUCCUCAUCCUCCUUAUUACGGGUUCAAGAGCGAGCCGAGCACCCCCGACGGCCUGUCUCCGACCACCGGCUCCGGCGAAGCUGACCCAUUUAACAACCUCGACCUCGACCUCUCCCUCCAUUUAUGAAGGAAAAAAAAGAGGAGGUUCCUGAUAUUUUCUUCUUAACAGUACAAAAAAAAGAAUGAUGAUGAUCUUUCAGGGCAUUACCUUAAAAGGAUAUUAGCAUUUAGUCCCAAAAUCAAAUCUUGUCGACGAAAUCUUACAAUUGUUGGGGUUUCAAAGGGUUUUAGUAGUUCAACUUCAGAAGUUAACGAUGAGAUUUGGGGUAGUUUAGCUGUUGACAAAUUAUCUGUUAAUUUCUGGUUCCAGUCUUUUCUUAUCUUCUUCUUCUUCUUCUUCUUCUACUUCUCUCCCCCCGCCGUAUCCAUGUCCGAUGAAUCUUUGCUUUUCUGCAGUUUAGGCAACAGAAUCUCUCUUGACCAUGAUGAUGAUGAUGUUACUAUUAAUGAAGCUAACUUGAACAACAUCGCUGACAUACAUUAAUGGAAGGUCCAUGAUGAUGAUGUUUGAUGUCUAUUAUGCAUGCAU